Molecule: messenger RNA, 2598 nt
Organism: Musa acuminata AAA Group (dessert banana)
Lineage: Eukaryota; Viridiplantae; Streptophyta; Magnoliopsida; Zingiberales; Musaceae
Exons: 1
Coding region: 1-2598 (865 amino acids)
Biological process (GO): DNA integration
Molecular function (GO): nucleic acid binding; RNA-DNA hybrid ribonuclease activity
Source: RefSeq, a predicted model, not a curated record
AUGUGUGUUGAUUACACCAGUCUCAACAAUGCAUGCCCAAAGGAUUGCUACCCCCUCCCAAAGGUCGACCAGUUGGUCGAUGCAAUGGCCGGACACGCUCGCCUCUCAUUUAUGGACGCAUUUUCAGGAUACAACCAGAUCAGAAUGACGCCCGAAGACCAAGGACAUACGACCUUUCUCACCGAUCAAGGGGUUUACUUUUAUAAGGUCAUGCCAUUCGGACUAAAGAACGCUGGAGCUACGUACCAGAGAACAGUGAACAAGUUGUUCGCCCACCAAAUCGGGCGGAACAUGGAAGUUUACGUCGACGACAUGAUUGUAAAAAGCCAAGCGACAGAAACUCACCUUGCCGAUCUGGCCGAGACAUUCGCCACGCUGCGCAAGUUCGGCAUGAGACUCAACCCCGCAAAGUGUGUUUUCGGCGUCACCUCAGGAAAGUUCCUCGGGUUUAUCAUACACGAAAGAGGGAUUGACGCCAACCCGGAGAAGGUCCAGGCAAUCAUCGAUAUGCAGUCACCUCGGAUGAUCAAAGACCUGCAGCGCCUUAACGGGAGGCUCGCUACCCUGUCUCGGUUUCUCGCCCGAUCGGGUGAUCGCUGCCUCCCAUUCUUCCUGGCGCUAAAGAACCCAAAGAACUUCCAAUGGACGGCGGAGUGCGAAGAAGCCUUCGGGCAAGUAAAACAACACUUGGCCAGCCUACCCAGACUUGCCUUAGCGUCUUCCGGGGAGAAGCUCGGCCUCUACCUGGCUGCCUCCGGGCAUGUAGUCAGUUCCGUCCUGAUCAAAGAAAUCUCCGGCGAACAGCUACCGGUCUACUACAUUAGCCAUGUCUUGAACGGGCCCGAGGAACUAUACCCACUGGUUGAGAAACUGGCACUGGCGCUUGUGCUGUCAGCCCGGAAGCUGUGCCCCUACUUCCAAGCUCACCCAGUGGAGGUCAUCACCGACCAACCACUCCGGCAGAUUAUGUCUAAGUUUGAUGUUGUCGGGCGACUUCUCAAAUGGGCGGUGGAGCUCGGCGAGUAUGACGUGCAAUACGCGCCGAGAACCGCUAUCAAAGCCCAGUCCGUGGCCGACUUCAUCGCGGAAUUAACUCAGAUCGAGGACGUGGAUCUCGAGCAACCUUCUAAAGGAUGGGUCCUGCACGUGGACGGGUCGGCCAACUCGAAGGGCGCCGGCGCGGGGCUGGUGCUACUGGCUCCCGACGGACGAUCAUUCGAGCGCUCCCUCCGCUUCGGGUUCCAAGCCACCGACAACGAGGCGAAAUACGAGGCGCUCCUUGCAGGACUCAGGUUGGCUCCCGAGAUGCAAGUGGUUGCCAUACGCGUCCUCACCGACUCGCAGUUGGUAGCCGAGCAACUCAGUGGCGGAUACGAGGCUCGGGACCCAAUCAUGGCGAAGUACUUAGCGCAGGAAAAGAACCUGACCGCCAAGUUCUCUCAUUUUACAUUAUCUAAUGUCCCCAGGGGCGAGAACGAGCGAGCCGAUGCACUGGCUAAGCUGGCAUCGAAGUCAACCCCUGAAGCCCGACCCGAAGUCGAGGAGCUCCCUUUCCGUGCCAUCGAAAUUGCUGCUAUGGCCUCGGGCGACGCGCAAACCACAUGGGUACAAGAAAUGCUACAUUUUAAGGGGGAUGAGACCCUUCCCCUUGACGAGGUUACGGCUCGGCGCCUACGUCGUACGCAGGCGUGGUACUCCGAGAUGGGCGGACAACUCUAUAAGCGGUCCUUCUCACGCCCUCUUCUACGGUGCUUGGAUCCCGGCGAAGCUCGGUCGGUUCUGGCCGAGGUCCACGAAGGGGUCUGCGGGGAGCACAUCGGCGGACGAACCCUGGCGCACAAAAUACUUCGCCAAGGGUACUACUGGUCGACUAUGUGCCGAGACGCGAAGACUUAUGUGCAACGGUGCAGCUCAUGCCAGGAGCACGCCCGCGCGCCCCGGCGGCCCACGGUCCCGUUCACCCCCGUCGACUGCGCAUGGUCGUUCACACAGUGGGGGUUAGACUUGCUCGGACCUUUCCCACCAGCCUCGGGACAACGGAAAUACAUCGUCGUGGGAUUGGAUUACUUCACCAAGUGGGUUGAGGUCGAACCACUGGCGACGACCACGGAGCAACAAAUAGAGAAGUUCGUGUGGAGGAGCUUUGUGACUCGGUUUGGCUUGCCCAAGACCAUCAUUACGGACAAUGGGCCUCAGUUCGCCAGCAGAAGAUUCCGGGAAUUCUGUGCAAGCCACGGGAUCCAGCUGAGGUUCAGCUCGGUAGCUUACCCUCAAACGAACGGGCUGCCUGAGGUAAUCAAUCGAUCCAUUCUAGACGGGCUCAAAAGAAGAGUAUCCACAGCUCGAUCGGCUUGGACGGACAAACUCCCGAGCUUCUUAUGGUCAUUGCUCACCACCCCCAAAACCGCGACUGGAGAGUCCCCAUACAGCCUCGCGUUCGGGACCGAAGCUGUCCUACCGUCCGAGGUAGCUAUUCCCACCCUUCGAACAAGAAGCUACGACAAGAAAACCACCAACGAAGGACUUCGAGCCGGCCUUGACAUACUCGAGGAACGGCGUGCCGACGCACACUUGAAGGCCCUCUCUUAUAAAAGUUAA